AUGGCUCCCAUCAAUUCUCCCCUCGUGGCUCGUGCUCCAGACGGAUGCCCCAGUACAAUUUCCGCCGGUGGAAUCGCUGGAAUCGUCAUCGGCUCAAUAGCAGGUACCCUGCUCGUCCUAUGGCUGUGGCGUGUUUGCAGACUGCCCGGUGCCUGGAGUGGCGGUGGAGAGCCAGAUGUUGGCUACCGUCCUCCGGUGACUCGUACCUCCAGCAACCGCAGAAGACGGCGCAGUCAUGGCGCAUAUGUGGACUAUGUUGAGAAAUCGCCUUCGCGCCGGUAUCGUGAUGAUGUGCGGCGGCCGCAGAAGGUGUACAUUGCCGAGUGA
Molecule: messenger RNA, 327 nt
Organism: Penicillium atrosanguineum
Lineage: Eukaryota; Fungi; Ascomycota; Eurotiomycetes; Eurotiales; Aspergillaceae
Exons: 2
Coding region: 1-327 (108 amino acids)
Source: RefSeq, a predicted model, not a curated record